Messenger RNA from Fusarium subglutinans, 2712 nucleotides. RefSeq names its product Hsp70 chaperone protein. The transcript has 9 exons. NCBI's taxonomy places the organism in Eukaryota, Fungi, Ascomycota, Sordariomycetes, Hypocreales, Nectriaceae. Bases 1 to 2712 code for a protein of 903 amino acids. Gene Ontology annotation, molecular function: hydrolase activity. The record is from RefSeq and is a predicted model, not a curated record.
AUGUUGGCAGUCAGGAAUCGAACGAAACUGAUAGUCGGCAUUGACUACGGUACAACGUAUUCAGGUCUCAGUUUUGCGCUCUCCAAUGCUGCAGACUUCAAAGACAUUCACCCAUGGACAAAAUACCCCGGCUCAUCAACUCACAUCGCAGAACACUGCCACAAAGCUCCAUCAUGGGUCGCCUUCAAAGAUGAGAAUCCCGAUCUCGACGAAAACGCAUGGGGCUAUCAAAUCGAACCUGGUAUGAAGACUUACGCAUGGACCAAGCUCCUCUUGGAUGAUCAAGCACUCGCGACAGAGUAUGAUGAUCCUGAUCUUAACAAGGCCGCUGGGAAUGGCCUUAUGAGGCUACCGGCUGGCAGAACUGCCAAAGACGUGGUUACGGAGUAUCUCAAGGGUAUGCAUUCUAUGUAUAGAAAAGCUGUCAUUGAGAAGAUCGGAGAAGGUAUCCUUGAGGAGAUGCCCGUUGACUUUUGGUUGACUGUUCCGGCGACUUGGACCGAGAGAGCAAAGCUAAUCACUAGGGCUGCUGCUUUGGAUGCUGGUUUUGCAUCGAGGCCUAUUGAUCGUUUGAGCUUGAUUACAGAACCAGACGCGGCUGCGCAUAUGGCUCUCAAGUCCAGCAUUCAUCACGUUGAAGAUCUUAUUGAUGCAGGUAGCGCCAUCUCACUUUUCGAGUCCAUGCUUACACUGCGCUUAGUCAGAAAGUCACCUUCUCUGAAGCUGAGGGAGAUUGCCAUCGGAGCAGGUGGCAAAUGCGGCGGGACAUUCGUAGACCGCAAUCUCUACAAGCUGCUCUCCGAACGCUUUGGAACUGCGUUCACGAGCCUGGGCCCACAGCACGUAGGUCCCGGCAGUCAGUUCAUGGACCAAUUCGAGAAUCGCAAGAGAGACUUCAGCCUCGAUACACCGAGCAGGAAGUCUUAUAAACUAACUCUACCGAUGCGAAAUCUGGUAGUCACUCCAGAGAUGCAGAAGUACUAUGACCCUGACUUUAACUGGGUGCUCUUGAGCAAAGAUGAUAUGAAGAGUCUUUUUGACCCCGUAAUUGACGUCAUUCUCAAGCUUGUGAAAGAUCAGGUUGAUCAGGUCAAGAGAGAUAAGGAGCCAAUAAUCAAGACUAUGUGUUUGGUUGGUGGGUUUGGUUCCUCGCCUUAUGUCAAGGAGAGGUUGCUUGAAUGGUGCUCUGAGCAAGAGAUACGGCUUACAACACCCUGGACAGGCGCUUGGGCAGCUGUUGUCUGCGGUGCAGUGUUGCGAGGCGUCGAGGGCUCUAUGGUCAGACAAAAGAAAUGUCGUCGACACUAUGGACAUAGCAUCUCCCGAACCUAUGAUCCAGCAGUUCAUUUCAACUUUGAUGAGAACAAGCGAAGAUUGUGGAAUGACCCCUGGACCAAGGAGCAAAACCUAUCUGGCUUCAUGGAUUGGGAGAUUGCGAAGGGCGCACUCCUAGACGAUGACACUGAGAUCAGCACAAGCUUCUACUCGCACUUCUCAGAAUACUUUGAUGGAAAGCAUACGCAUGAUCUUUACUCGUGCAGCUUGGAUGAGGCACCUGAGACUAUUGAGAACGAACGGAUCGAGAAAGUUGGCGAGGUUUUGUACACCAUUGAUGACAUUGGCAUUGACAAGACCAAAAUUAAGUCGAUCCAAGACGCCAAUGGCAUUCAUUGGUAUCAGCUACUACUCACCUUGACGAUUCGUCUCAGUGACGACGAUGUUGGUGUACUGACCAUCCCAUACAAAUCUGGUCCCGAUGGCGACAUCGUUCUUGAUGUCGUGUACCCAGAGGAAGCCGAUGAUUCGCCGACGACUGUUCUCAUUCACAUCCACGGCGGAUUCCUCAUCGUCGGGGACAGAUACAGCUUUGCUCCAUACUGGCUUGUCAACGCUGCAACCUCUCGGAAAUGGAUCUUCGUGAGCCCUGACUAUCGCCUUGUCCCAGAGUCUACCGCCCAUGCAUCAGUUGAUGAUUCCAUCAAUGCGUACAACUGGGUGCGCUCAUCGCUGGCUGAUACGCUUGGACGUCCUAUUGGACCUGUCUUGCUGGCUGGUUCAAGCGCAGGAGGAUAUCUCGCACUGACGACUGCGAAUGCUGUCGAGCAAAAGCCAGACGCGCUGCUUCUCAUCUAUGGAAUGCUCGAUGCGGCUGGUCCCAGAUAUACGACUCCCGGUUCAAAUAUCUGGGGCGCACCGCCUUUUGACACCGCCACGGUAUUGAGCCAGUUUCCCCGGACAAAGCAAAACGAUGAUCGGAAAGCCAUCUCUGGGUAUCCCCCACCCGAGAACUUCCAGCAAGACCCACGGUUCCAAGUUGCAUCAGCUCUUCACAUCGACGCCCUCUUCCCAGACUACAUGACCGGUGUUGAAGGCUUAAGCCGCGAGAUCGCAAGCAAGGGCAUCGAUGCCAUCCCCGAAGAACACCGACGACUGUUCCCUCUGUCUUUCGGCGAUCUUUCCAAGAUUCCCCACACAUUCUUGCUGCAUGGCGUCAAUGACUCUGCUGUUACAGUGGACUGCAGUAUCGUAGCUGAGAAGAAGCUUCGUGAGGCGGGUGUUGAGGUCGAAAAGGACUUCCCGGAGGAUGCGGAGCAUGGCUUUGAUGGUAGAAUUGGAAAUGUUGAUGUUGAGAAGACAGAGGCGGAUGGGAUUCCCAAUGUUGAGAGUCUGAGAAACGCCGUCCGCUUCCUUGACUCUUCUAGUAAGAAGUAG